AUGGGCUUUAAGCUUGGAAAACCUGUUAAUUUUUGUAACGUGAUCUUAAAUACGAAUGGGUUCAUCGAUUGUAAUAACAGAAUACAUCUUAAAAGGGGAAAUACAAACGAAAAUCCGAAGACAACUCGUGGUUCAAAUGCUCUGCUCGGAGAACAUACCGUUUAUGGACCUGUUCUGGUCUCUGAUUGGGACGUCGAAAUACCGCCUCAUGAACGGCUGAUAAGUUGGUAUCUCAUGGCUAAUUUUGCACGAGAUGAUCUUGUUUGUAAUACAGGGAAGGAGUAUUUAUCGAAAUAUAUAGAUGGUCAUGAACAGAAUGUAUCGCCUCAAUGCACUUGCUACCACGCUGAAAUUUACAUGUCUUUUCAUGCGGUAAAUAUAUCAAACUCUGUUGUUAUAGAUAUGAGAUAUAUCCUAUUUUGGGAUAGAAACUCUUGUAUACUUUUUGUUCAUACGAAGGAAAAAAGAUCAAAAUGCCCAGUUAAGUACUAUAGUAACUCCUUUGCUUUUCGGCGUUUGUUAUUAUCGGGAGACGUUGAACUAAACCGUGGUCCCUGUACGGCGUUAAACUCAAAUUUAAAUGAGACACCCACGAUUACGGCUAAUAGCAAAAAUAUUCCCUCUCUCGCUGCUGAUCUGCCCUCUGGAUUAAAAUUUGUUAGCUGGAAUGUACAAAGUCUCAAUGCUCAUUUGGACCAAGUUCGCUUGACAUUAAAUUCACCAAAUGAAGCAAGUGUGAUUGGUCUGUCCGAGACCUGGUUAAACCAAAACUUUAUAAAUAAAGAUAUUCAAAUUGACGGCUAUAAAUUGGCUUCUCGGUUAGAUCGUGUUAGCGAUACUUGGGGAGGAGUUGCUAUGUUAGUAAAAGAAAAUAUACCAUUUGACGAGCGAAUAGAUCUCAGACAUGAUAAUCUUGAGGCAAUAUGGAUUGAAAUAACCUAUCCUAACUCGUCUCCAAUACUUGUAGCUACAAUUUAUAGACCACCUAAAGCACCUGUGUUGUGGUAUGAACAUUUUAUCGACAUGUGUGAGAAUGCAUAUUGCGAAGGAAAAGAAAUUAUCAUUAUGGGUGACAUUAAAAUUGAUUUCCUUAAACCUAAUUCAAUUCCUAAACAAUGGGUAGAUAUUAUGGAAUCGUACAACCUCACUCAACUCAUAAAGGUUCCAACUAGAGUUACGAAUUCGUCAAAAACAUGCAUCGAUCAUAUCUAUGUUACUAACCCAGAGCAUGUACGGGCAACUAAAGUGGCAACAAUAAGUAUUUCCGACCAUUUUCCGGUUUGUUACUCUCGAUCACAUAACUCAGCGACAAGAACACACAAAACUCUCAUCAAUCAAAUAUAGAUCAUAUAAGAAUUUUAAUCAAUCAGCUUUUCUUGUUUAGAAAAUUUUUUAGACCCAUCUCAAUUUUACCCACACUAUCGAAACUACUUGAAAGACAUGUGCAUAUUUCGUUCUACAAAUUUUUAAAGUCAAACAACCUGCUGCAUAAAGCUCAAUCUGGUUUUCGAACUUUAUUUUCCUGUGAAACAGCUAUUACCUACAUGAUUGACAAGUGGGCUAAAGCAAUAAAUGAAGGAUAUAUGAACGGAAUCGUUCUUUUAGAUCUCCGUAAAGCUUUCGAUCUAAUUGAUCAUAGUAUCUUGCUACAAAAGCUACGAAUGUAUAAAUGCAGUACAAAUUCUGUAAAUUGGUUUUCAUCGUACCUACAAAACAGAUAUCAAAGUACAUCUGUUAAUGGUAAAAUAUCUUCCAAACUACCUAUGACGAAAGGGGUUCCUCAGGGAUCUAUUCUGGGCCCCUUGCUUUUUAUUGUCUUUAUUAACGAUCUGCCACUGUCUAUCCCACAUGGCGACAUAGAUAUGUAUGCGGAUGAUUCUACCAUCACGACAUCUGCGAAAACCAUAAACCAACUCAAUGAAAACUUAAAUCAAGCUAUGGAUGAGGUCUAA
Messenger RNA from Paramuricea clavata, 1952 nucleotides. NCBI's taxonomy places the organism in Eukaryota, Metazoa, Cnidaria, Anthozoa, Malacalcyonacea, Plexauridae. The record is from the annotation of a GenBank genome assembly.